Molecule: messenger RNA, 768 nt
Organism: Aspergillus tanneri
Lineage: Eukaryota; Fungi; Ascomycota; Eurotiomycetes; Eurotiales; Aspergillaceae
Gene: xanA
Product: isonitrile hydratase-like protein xanA
Exons: 1
Coding region: 1-768 (255 amino acids)
Source: RefSeq, a predicted model, not a curated record
AUGUCUCAACACAGAGCUAUCAAUCUCCUUGUGCUUCUGUUCCCGGGGUUCAACACGCUCGACGCCAAUGGCCCAAUCGAGGUAUUCAGUAAAGCGAGUGUCCCUCCUGGCAGCGAGACAGGAAUCACCUACAAACUCACUGUCGCCGCUAAAGACGACUACAUCCAGGCAGGAGAAGGAGUGACCAUCCGGCGUGAUCUGUCCCUUCAAUGCGCCCUGGAGAAUAUUUCGGAUUAUCACAUCCUAAUUCAGCCCGGUGCUGGCUUAGAAGAAAUCGACUGUUAUAUCAACAAAGAUCCAGCUUUCCAAGAUCAUAAGACUAUCAUCCAGAAAUUCUUACAGUUGGGCCAGUCUUCAGAAAAUCCCCGGGUCUUGUUGACUAUUUGCACUGGUGCUUUGCUAGUGGGAUAUGUGGGAGGGUUUGAUGGCUUAGAGGCAACGACCCAUUUUGAGGGCCAAAAUUGUCUGAGAUCGUAUUGUAACGCUUACGCUGAGCAAUAUGGUGGGAAGGGAGCCACAAUUAUCCCGGAGCUCAAAUGCAGCGACGAUACCGAACCUGACAUAAUAUUUUGCGCGUACAAAAGCGCAAUGGAGAAACUCGUGAGAUGGGUCGAUGCGGGGUGCAAUGCCACUGGUGUGAGAGUUAUCAGUUCUGGAGGAAUCAGUUGUGGGCUCGAUGCGUCGUUGUUUGUGGUGAGUCAGAUAUCCGGUAUAGAACGGGCGCUUUUUGCGGCUAGGAUCAUGGAGUAUGCAUGGAGAUGGGCUUAG